UGUGAGGUGGCAGCGGCUGCAGCGGCGGAGCGGGCGCCUCGGCCGGGCACCGGGGUCUGUUCCCCCUUCCCCGCCCUUCCCCCUGCAGGGGCGACAGGGGCGCAGCUCCCGACGGCAGGAGCAGGUCCCACCCCACGCCCUCGCCCCUGCUCCCCUGGACGGCGCUGGCCGCAUCGGCCACACCGGGCUGCCCAUUACCGGUCCGCCGCCUCCCCUGGCCCUGCUGCAGGGCCUCCGCCUGUGGGACUCGGGUGUGCCUGCUGUCCCUCGCCCGCUGGCGCAGGCAGGGCCUUUGCCCCGCCGACGGGCCUGAUAACGGGGUCUUUGACUUCCUCGCCCAGCCGCGACCUCCAUUCCCUCCGCCCGAACAAACCGAGCUGAGUCCCCCAGCCCCUCCUCGACAGUUCCGUGACGCAGCCGGUUUUAUUUCUGUUUUGAGACUAACAGCUAAAACUCGCGUUGGGCCUUCCUUCUAGGACUGGACUUGGUCUUUGAUCGCUGAGAGGGAGAGCGGCGGCGCUCGUCCUGGCAGCGGUCACGUCCGAAGCCAGCCGAGCCUCCGUUUGCUUUCACAGGAUCCCCGUGUCGUCUCUAGCUGCUUCUCGUCCUCCCACUUUGGUUUGGCUUGGGUACCUGGGGCCCCGGUAAAACCAGACGCUGAAUUGCUCUUACACAGCCAGAGUUACUGUCAUUCGCUUCCUGUCUCCUCUCAGAAGAAGGUGGACGGCACCAGCCUCUGAGCAGCUGGGAUUCAGAGAAGAAUUGCCCCGCAGCAUGGUUCCAUCAGCCGUUGUGCUCCUCUGAGAGGCUCUCAGUGCUGAGUCACGUCUCUGUCCACCUCCUGUGGGUGGGCAGAACUGCGCACCAUGGCAGAGGCUCUUGACCACUCUCGCCUGGGAGGAGGGGUUACUCUAGUAGCUGUGUGUUUCCUUAACACUCAGGAGUAGAGUAGAAAGAGGCCCUUAACCCUUCCCCCGUGCUGGCCUUCAGUAGCUAGUCUUCAAUAGCUAGUCGGCAGCCCCUUCAGUGAAUUGAGUGAGAAACGUGCUCUCAGCCAGGUGCUCUUUGAAAAAGGCCUACUGACGAAGGCUCUUGUUGAGGCUGUUACUUUGAUGGAGUGUGUGCUUUUCCCCAACCCUUUCUAUAUCAGCUGCUGCUGUAUCGACUUAGAUCCGGUCUACAGAUGUGUGUAGUCCUUCAUUUUGGGUUAGAUUUGGCAGGAUUAAGUUUUGUUCCCUCCUCUUUCUGGAAGACAGACCAUAAUCCCAUUAAUGGGUGAAAUUGACUCUAAUAUGUAUUGCCAUUUAGACUGAGGGUUAAAUCUGGCACCUCGAGGACUGAAGCCCAGCCAUACGCUUCCUGGGGAUGCUGGGCCUGGAAGCAAGCACAGCUUGCUCUGUCGUUGACUUCACUGACCCUAGGUUUCCUGGUUAAAAACUGCAGGCCUACUAUUGGCCUAAUACCCAUCCAACCUAUUGAUUGAUCCUUGAAGCUGUGCCCUCUGGGGCAUACGUAUGGCAGGGCCUACCACCAUGCGACUGAGCUCCCUGUUGGCUGUGCUUCGACCAGCACUGCCCCUCAUCCUAGGGCUGUCUCUGGGAUGCAGCCUGAGCCUCUUACGGGUUUCCUGGAUCCAGGGUGAGGGAGAAGAUCCUUGUGUAGAAGCUGUGGGGGAACCAGGAGUGCCACAUAAUCCAGACUCAAGAACUGGACUCGACCAAAGUGAUGAAGACUUCAAACCCCGGAUUGUCCCUUACUACAGGGAUCCCAACAAGCCCUAUAAGAAGGUGCUCAGGACUCGGUAUAUCCAGACAGAGCUGGGCUCUCGGGAGCGGUUGCUGGUGGCUGUCCUGACCUCCAGGGCUACCCUGUCCACUCUGGCUGUGGCUGUCAACCGCACAGUGGCCCACCACUUCCCCCGAUUACUGUACUUCACGGGGCAGCGAGGGGCGCGGACUCCUGCAGGAAUGCAGGUGGUAUCUCACGGGGACGAACGGCCAGCCUGGCUCAUGUCAGAGACCCUGCGCCAUCUCCACACACACUUUGGGGCCGACUACGACUGGUUCUUCAUCAUGCAGGAUGACACGUAUGUACAGGCCCCCCGCCUGGCAGCCCUUGCUGGCCACCUCAGCAUCAACCAAGACCUGUACUUGGGCCGAGCCGAGGAGUUUAUUGGCGCAGGCGAGCAGGCCCGGUACUGCCACGGGGGCUUUGGCUACCUGUUGUCACGGAGUCUCCUGCUUCGAUUGCGGCCCCAUCUGGACGGCUGCCGAGGAGACAUUCUCAGUGCCCGUCCUGAUGAGUGGCUUGGCCGCUGCCUCAUCGACUCUCUGGGCAUCGGCUGUGUCUCCCAGCACCAGGGGCAGCAGUAUCGUUCAUUUGAACUGGCCAAAAAUAGGGACCCUGAGAAGGAGGGGAGCUCGGCUUUCCUGAGUGCCUUCGCAGUGCACCCCGUCUCCGAGGGAGCCCUCAUGUACAGGCUGCAUAAGCGCUUCAGUGCUCUGGAGCUGGAGCGGGCGUACAGCGAGAUAGAGCAACUGCAGGCUCAGAUCCAGAACCUGACCGUGCUGACCCCUGAGGGCGAGGCAGGGCUGAGCUGGCCCAUCGGGCUCCCGGCCCCUUUCACACCACACUCUCGAUUUGAGGUGCUGGGCUGGGACUACUUCACAGAGCAGCAUACCUUCUCCUGUGCAGACGGGUCCCCCAAGUGCCCACUGCAGGGGGCCAGCAAGGCCGAUGUGGGUGACGCCGUGGAGACUGCUUUGGAGCAGCUAAAUCGGCGCUACCAGCCCCGCCUGCGCUUUCAGAAGCAGCGGCUGCUCAACGGCUAUCGGCGCUUCGACCCGGCGCGGGGCAUGGAGUACACCCUGGACCUCCUGCUGGAAGCCGUGACGCAGCGCGGGCACCGGCGGGCCCUGGCCCGCAGGGUCAGCCUGCUGCGGCCGCUGAGCCGGGUGGAGAUCCUGCCCAUGCCCUAUGUCACGGAGGCCACCCGCGUGCAGCUCGUGCUGCCGCUCCCGGCGGCCGAAGCCGCCGCAGCCCUGGCUUUCCUGGAGGCCUUUGCGGCCGGUGUCCUGGAGCCACGAGACCACGCGCUGCUCACCCUGCUGCUGGUCUACGGACCCCGGGAAGGUGGCCGAGGGGCCCCAGACCCAUUCGUUGGGGUGAAGGCAGCAGCGGCCGAGUUAGAGCGACGGUACCCGGGGACCAGGCUGGCCUGGCUCGCCGUGCGCGCAGAGGCCCCUUCCCAGGUGCGGCUCAUGGACGUGGUCUCUAAGAAGCACCCCGUGGACACACUCUUCUUCCUCACCACCGUGUGGACCAGGCCCGGGCCCGAAGUCCUCAACCGUUGCCGAAUGAACGCCAUCUCUGGCUGGCAGGCCUUCUUCCCGGUGCAUUUCCAGGAGUUCAACCCUGCCCUGGCACCACAGAGAUCUCCGCCAGGGCCCCCGGGAGCCGGCCCUGACCCCCCGUCCCCUCCCGGUGCCGACCCUGCCCGGGGGGCUCCCGUAGGAGGCAGGUUUGACCGGCACGCGUCUGCGGAGGGCUGCUUCUACAACGCCGACUACCUGGCGGCCCGAGCCCGGCUGGCGGGUGAACUGGCAGGCCAGGAAGAGGAGGAAGCCCUGGAGGGGCUGGAGGUGAUGGAUGUUUUCCUCCGGUUCUCAGGGCUCCACCUCUUCCGGGCCGUGGAGCCAGGGCUGGUGCAGAAGUUCUCCCUGCGGGACUGUAGCCCACGGCUCAGCGAGGAGCUCUACCACCGCUGCCGCCUCAGCAACCUGGAGGGGCUGGGGGGCCGGGCGCAGCUCGCCGUGGCGCUGUUUGAGCCCGAGCAGGCCAACAGCACCUAGCUCGGCCCGGGGCCCUGGCCCUCCGUGCGGCUCCCCUCUCGGCCGCGGCCCCGGCAGGGCAAGGCAAAACGGACGGACAGAUGGAGAGCUUGUGGCUGUAUUUUUUUAAUAAGAUAAAUGUUAUUAAAAGUGUCUUCU
This is a messenger RNA of Neomonachus schauinslandi (Hawaiian monk seal), 3989 nucleotides long. RefSeq names its product chondroitin polymerizing factor 2 (gene CHPF2). NCBI's taxonomy places the organism in Eukaryota, Metazoa, Chordata, Mammalia, Carnivora, Phocidae. Gene Ontology annotation, molecular function: glucuronosyl-N-acetylgalactosaminyl-proteoglycan 4-beta-N-acetylgalactosaminyltransferase activity. The transcript has 4 exons. The record is from RefSeq and is a predicted model, not a curated record. Bases 1515 to 3851 code for a protein of 778 amino acids. Gene Ontology annotation, cellular component: Golgi cisterna membrane.